This is a messenger RNA of Sordaria macrospora k-hell, 990 nucleotides long. RefSeq lists its product as uncharacterized. Lineage: Eukaryota; Fungi; Ascomycota; Sordariomycetes; Sordariales; Sordariaceae. The record is from RefSeq and is a predicted model, not a curated record.
AUGGCGGACCAGACCAAAACCGACGGCCUAACCCCCUCCCAACUCACCUUCUUCCUUGAAAACGGCUACCUCAUAAUCCCCCGCGCCCUCCCUCCCUCCACCGUCUCCCGUCUCCUCUCCACAACGCACACCCUUCUCUCAGACUUCGAUCUCUCGUCACACCCCUUGACCCGCUUCCGCACCGGCGGCGACACCGGCCAUGACCACGUCGGCGACGACUAUUUUCUUUCCUCCGGCGACAAGAUCCGCUUCUUCUUUGAAGAAGACGCCUUCGACAGCUCUGGAAACCUCAUCAAACCCAAGGACAAAGCGAUCAACAAAAUCGGUCAUUACCUGCACGGCUUGAACCCUGCGUUUGCCAGCCUGUUGGCUACUUCCCCUAAGGAUGAGAAGGGGUGGAUUGAAGACCUAAAGGCGCGCCCGGCGGCUGUUGCGAAAGAUCUCGGGUUCAAGGAUCCGCGGUGCUUGCAAAGUAUGGUCAUUUGCAAACAACCCGAGAUAGGCGGGGCGGUGCCUCCUCAUCAGGAUAGUACGUUUUUGUAUACCGAUCCGCCUAGCGCGGUAGGGUUCUGGUACGCGUUGGAGGAUGCCACGCUUGAGAAUGGAUGUUUAUCUUUCUUGCCGGGGUCGCAUCUGUGGGCGCCUAUUGAGAAGAGGCUGGUUAGGAAGAAUGGGGAGAAGGAAGGGACGGAGAUGGUGGAUAAUGAGGGCCCGAGGUUCCCGCCUGGUGAACAGUAUGGGGAGGAUAAGAAACCGGACGCGAUAAAAGGGAAGGAGGAAGAGGAGAAGGCGUAUGUGCCUGGGGAAGUGAAGGCGGGGGAUUUGGUGCUCAUUCAUGGCAAUAUUUUGCAUAGGAGUGAGAGGAACUUGAGCCAGAAGGGCAGGAUUAUCUAUACUUUCCAUGUUAUUGAGGGUGGGGAGGGGAGGGAGUAUGAUAAGCGGAAUUGGUUGCAGCCGCCCAAGGAGGGGUUUACUAGGUUGUAUGCUUAG